Gymnogyps californianus (California condor) is the source of this 1678-nucleotide messenger RNA. RefSeq names its product ADP ribosylation factor like GTPase 9 (gene ARL9). Bases 1 to 675 code for a protein of 224 amino acids. NCBI's taxonomy places the organism in Eukaryota, Metazoa, Chordata, Aves, Accipitriformes, Cathartidae. The record is from RefSeq and is a predicted model, not a curated record. The transcript is spliced from 4 exons. Gene Ontology annotation, molecular function: GTP binding; GTPase activity.
AUGGGCACCCGCCUGCGGCCCGCCGCGCUGUGGGGGGCGGCGCUGGCCGCGGCGGGCGGCGCGGCCGUGGCGGCCUGGGCCUGGGCCCGCCUGCGGAGCCGGGCCGCGCCGCCCGCCGCCCGCCCUGCCGCUGCCGCCGCCACCGAUCAGGGUAGAGGACACAGCAAGCAGAUACUGGUGCUGGGCCUGGAUGGGGCUGGGAAGACCAGUGUUCUCCACUCCCUGGCAACUAACCACGUCAAGCGCAGUGUGGCUCCCACCGAGGGCUUCAAUGCCGUCUGUGUCAACACCGAAGAGUCCCAGAUGGAGUUCCUGGAGAUCGGGGGCAGUGAAUCUCUGCGUUCAUACUGGAAGAUGUACUUGCCCAAAGUGCUGUUGCUAAUCUAUGUCGUGGACUCGGCCGAUCAUGCCCGACUGCCUGUGGCGAAACAGCUGCUUCAUCAACUGAUCCAGAACAACUCCACCCUGCCGGUGGUGGUUCUGGCCAAUAAGCAGGACCUCGAAGGUGCAUAUUGCAUCACCGAUAUCCACGAUGCUCUGGCGCUGGCUGAUAUUGGGGACGAGAGGAAGAUGUUCUUGAUCGGUACCCACGUGGCAGAGGAUGGCUCUGAGAUCUCCUCCAGCAUGAAGGAUGCCAAGGAGCUGAUAGCGCAGCUGGUUUUGGAAACACAGUGACAGCUCUUUUCCUGCAACGUGAUAUUUGCAGCUGAGGGAGACGAGGUGUUAGUGUACGGUCAGUUUGCCGCGUGGCGACUGAAAUGUACAGGUAUCUUUUCCUUGUGGGUGUGGAAUUCCUCUGAAAAUGAUGUCUAGUUGGUAAGAAAAUCUAAUUUAUAGUGGUUUGAAAAUACAUUUGAAAAGUAGUCUGGUUUUUAGCGUACUUGUAGGGGAAAAUUAGUCUCUCGGACAGCAGAGUUAAGGGGAUGUAUAGCUUAGAUGGGCUGAGAUGGCUUCUUGCCAGGUGGGAAUCAAGCAGUGACUUCAGUGGAACAAAGUUGUAUCCAGUGAAUUUAACCUGGCUUGAUGUCUCAGGCUUAAAUUGAAGUAUGUUUACUUCACAGGUUUUACAGAACCCUGUUAACAGUGGUGUUCUGUUAAAAAUGAGACCUCACUUCUUGACAAUGUCAGAAAUUUAAAGUGCUGCGACCGGUAUUUUUGACAGUGACAAUUUUUGUUGUUGCUGUAUUGGAGCGGGCUUUUAAGGGAGUGGCAAAUUAGUAAUCUCUGGAAAUUGGGUUGGUUACCGCUUCUUUAGUGGGUAAGAACAAGAAAAUGAAAGCAGUAAGACAUUAAGUGUUUCUUUGCCUACAGGGAAAAAACAAAACAGUGUAAUUUAAGGUAGUGACUGGAAGCAUUUAAGUUAAAUUGGCACCAAAGGAGGGAGGCUCCUCCAUCAGGCUGAGCGGCUUAUUUCAGUUUAGUCCAGGUUGUCCUCAAGCAAGCAAGCAGUCUUACGUGUGAAAAACCUGUUGUUUUUUGAAAGUGAUUUCUGUUAGCACAGCAGGUGAGGAAGAUGAGUUGCUGACGAGCGUCGCUCUCCCAGUGUCCUCGUAAUUACGCUCCAAGAAUGUGACCCAGGAGCAGCGCUCUGUAAAGGACCCGUUUUGCAACCGCAUUUAUUGUAUGAGGUCUUUACGGUUUUGUCCUUCGGAACAGAUGCAUAAAGCAGAAAAUUUUA